AAUAUGGCGGACAAUUUGUUAUUAUGGAACGAAAUAACAUGAAAGAAUUUGGAGCUUGUGGGUAAAAUAUGUACGUUGGCCGUCACCAUGAUUACGGCAGAUACGAAGAUGAAUCUUCGGAGGAAGAAUGUGAACACUGCUCUAGACAAAACGUUCGUUUACGAAACGAGGACAAUUGGUCGGGCACACUGUAAGCGUGAAUUUUAGAAAUACUUGGUCUUUCAAUUGUAAACUAUUAGGCCAUGUCGUGAGUUUGCUCUCUGUCGUGGCGUUAAUUAGAAUGUUUUAAAGUAUUUAAUGACUUUAUCACCUGCCUUGCUAGGGUUUCAUGAUGAAUGAUGUUUUCAUGAGAGAAUAUCUUUCGAUUAGCUAUUUCCCGACUCAGUCCAAUGUAAUGUUUGUUGUCACGAUCGCUUCGGAAUGGUCACCCACAUCUCGGUGUCGAUUUCUAAUUUUGGUAUAAUUUGUGCACACACCGUUGAUUAUUUGUUUCAUCAUUUAAACACCCAUCAUCAAUAUUGUCUGAUUCCUAAGUAUAUCGGACUAAGAGUCCAUUUGUUAGUCAAAAACUGAAAUUGUAUGAUUUUACUUAGUGAAGGAAUCUGUGUUGUGUUGCACUUUUAUGUUUUGCAAAGAAAUGAAUAGUCAAAAAUUUUAAGUGUGCAAACAGAAAGGCGUUAAUAACUCUCGAUAACGAUCUCUUGACUUGUUUCACGGCAUCAGCGUGAAAUUUAUGUAGAUUUGGGGUUCACGUAAUGGUCGCUGUUGUUCACUUCUGCAUCACUUAAGGUCAUUCGCAUAUUUCAGGUACGAAGAACCGCCGUGGGCAAGUCAUAUUAAAGAGAAAGGUGAUGUAUUUUACGUUGAGCCGUUCAACGAACCUUCUCCGAACGACAUGUUGGACGCACUGGAACGAUUGGACGUUUCAGAGAACGGUACACAAGGAGAUAGAGAGAAAGACAAGGGCAAAUCGACGCUUCGGAGUUUAAGUUCUGUGAAGAAAAUUAUUCCUGGAUUGAAGCGAGACAGAUUUGACGACAAGAGCCCUAAUGAAAAGAACCAUAAAAAUUCAAGUGCUGUAACUCGUGGAACUGUAGACGGUCUUUUAGAUGGCAGUAAAGUGGUUGGUAGAUUUUUCAAGAGAGAAGUCCAUCUCAUUGUUUCCCCUCCAAAAAGCCAUUCUGGGCUUAAAAAUGACCUAGAGACUCUACUUGGAAUUAUUCCUGGGAGAGAUAAAUCUGGCAAGAUGGCACAAAAUGACAGUUACUCAGGAUCUAGGCUCUAUAUCAAAGGGUUUGUUCCUGAUGGACCAGCUUUGCGAAGCGGAGAUCUUAGAAUAGGUAUGGUAUUGUUUGCAAGUGAUGCAUGGCAACAGUCAUCCAGCACAAGUGUUUGACAAUCAAAACCUUGAAUGCACUUAAGCUCUCUGGCUCAACACUCUUAAUUCCCAAAUUUGGGCAUAACAUGUCCUCUUAAAGUAGUAUACCCAAAUUGUUCAAAGGAUAGAUGACACUUUUGAUAAAUAAAUCACUACUUUGUGGACAUGCUCAGUUAGUUUGUAUAUCCACACACCCAUGCAUCCUGUGUUACUCUAUCUACCCUCCGCACAUAUGAAUACAAGAGAAUAGGUGUACUUAGUUUGUAUACCAUCUGGAAGUAAGGCUUGAUGUCAUGAUCAUCACUGAUCAGGGAGAAAACUUUUGCACAUAGCAUUUGUCCUUUUCAUUCCUAGAUGUAAUCAAUUUACAAAAUGUUUCAUUCAUUUGUUUCCAGGAGAUGUGCUACUGUCAUUAAACAAAUUAGAUCUUAAUUCAAGCAAUGUUCACACAAUUCUUGCUGCCAUUACUGGGCCAAUGGAGGUGAGGCAUAACAUAUUUUCCACUUCUACAUGGUGUUUCAAAUUUUUCAAACCAAUUUGAUCAUUUUUUCUGUUUACUCGUAAUUCUGUUGCUAAUGAGAGACACAGGAAAUCAAACUUCAGCUCAGCUUGAAACAGUUUUGCAACAACAUAAAAAGUGAAGCACAAAACUACCUGGUGUAACUCUGAAUUUUUAUGGCAAAUGUCUGAGUGUUAUCUUUAAAUGUGGUUAUUAUGUUUAAAGAAAAUGGAAAAAAAUUCAGAUUUUAAGUCAUAAUUGUGUUGAUGUAAUACUGUAACAGGUAGACUUUAUUUUUGCACUUGUCAAAAUAUAAAAAAUGCAAGUUAGAUGUUGUGAAGGAAACAGUGUUUUUUUCAAUGAUUGUACAUAUAGAAGAAGGUUUGCACUAAUCCAAAGCUCACUUUCAAGGUGUACAAUCCACUGUGGUAAAACUCUCCUAUACUUAGAACUUUGCUUACAACUUAAGUUUUCAAUGAGAGAAUUGUUUCACAAAUUUGCCCCUUUAGAUCACUCUUACCAUUCAAAGAGCAAUCCAACCAAAGAUAGCAUCCCCAGUCAUUCAUCAAAGUACCCCACCAAAGAGUGACAGCCAUCUUGUGAAGUUAAUCAGUGGAGAGGUACCUCUUGCAUCCAAACCAAACCUAAAGAAUAUCCCUCAUGUGGCUUUGUAUUUAACCAUUACUUCCAGUGAAGAUAAUGGUGAACCUGAUAAGGUAGGUGUAUAUGUCCUUGUAUGAUAACAUGACUUCUUAGUCUGGAUUGGCAGGGAGAUAGGAGGGGAUAGAAUGGGCAAGAGGCCAUAACUUCUAUAUCAUGAGGCAGUAUGGUUAUUCAAAAAGUUAUGAGGUUUCCCGAGGCUUAUAGUGAGCUUUAGUGCCUGUUUUAUACUCAUUAUUGUACAGAGGUUAUAUUAUUUUAAGCCCAACAGGAGAACACAAUGACCUUGCCAGGGCAGUAAAGGAAAAGCAUUGAUCAAUUUAUCAUGGAGUAUCCCGCUGUCACUUUUUCACAAGAAGCCUGAAGAAAUUGUAUCAAGGCCUAAGUUUUCCAGGCUUUUUUUUCCAGGUUACUUCUGAGGAUCAAGUGUUAAUUAACCAACAUCCACAGGUCAAAAUAUAAUGAAUUCAUUUAAAUAUGAUAAAGUCCCUCACUGCUCACAAAAAUGUGCUAAUACAUGUAAUUAAAUGUAGAUCAUAGCACACCAUGCACUCUGAGGUGUUUGUGUGAUAUAGUUAAAUAUACAAUAGCUUUCCUGUUUUCUGAUUGGCUUAAUUUUUUCCACAUGGUAUAAUGUUGAGAAAAACAUGAGAAAGCCCAAUAUGAUGAGUAAACUCAUUGAUCUCACUUGUUUUGCUUGUUUAAUAAAUAUAGGACAUACUUUACCAGUAUCCUAAGACAGAGGCAGCAACCAAGUUAGUUGGGCUAAGGGGAAUGUUCUUGACUUUGAGUGAUUUAAUGUCAUCUGUGACAGGCAGUACAGCAAACAGGUAUGUACAUGUAGUACUGGUAUAGUAUAUUGCAUCACUUAAAUUAAUUGAUUAAAUGAUGAAUGCUGAUUGUUCUGAUUAUUAAAACAUGUUCAAACAUAAAUUUCAAGUUAUAUUUGUUGAGCCCCUUACAUUUAGCAAUUUUGUUUUGUGAAGCAUUGUAAUGAUUAUGAUCAUAGUGAUUAUUGUGUAAAUUGCAUUUGCAUUAUGUUGCAUUUAGUAUGUGCAAGAGUGCUUGUAAAUGGUGUAGUUCCACCUGUAGGUAGAUGAGGAGUUUGGAUACAUGUCUACGAAGAAAGAAUGAGGGGAAAAAUUCCAUUUUCAAAUGGAAUCGUGUUUGGUGUGUUGAAAGGGUUUUUGUGUUGUUAUCUAUAUCAACAUGAAUAAUAAAUUCCAAACUUCAUUUCAUAAGAUUUAAUGUAAUUCAUUCUUGUUGUCUGUUAUUUUUAGUUCUACACUGGUGUUGGACAAGAAGCUGAUUCAUGUUGUGUAUUCUAAACUGGACAGAGAUGUGUUAGUCAUGGCUAUGCCAGCAGAAAAGUAUGUUUUUAAAGUAUUAAAACAUAUAGAUAAUUUCAGCACAUUUUUUCUAAUAAGACCAGGGGGAUUUUUGUUAGUUUUCUGUACAUCCUUAACCAAGGGCAAAACUAGAGUAUUUUCUGGUGUUAUCUUUUCCUAAUCUCAAGUCUCUCUCUUUUUUGUCAGAAUACCUCUUAUUCAACUGCAGAAGGUUGUUGCUGAUGUUACACAAAUACUCUCUCUUACAUUUGGAUCAAUGCAAAGGUAUUGUUUAGGAUGAUUUGUUAGUCUUACUGGUAUAGUUUUGAUUGUUUGGUGAAAACAUGUUUUGAGUACAUUGUAUAUGUAUAUACAUUAAAUUUUUCUCACAGAAGAGAGUGCAGUAUGCAUUAACAUACUUUCCAUUUUAUACAAUAACUGAACACUAUUCCUCAAAGGUGGCGCUUUUUGUGGCCCAGAGUUAUACUGAGGGGUGUUCAUUUUAAUUGUACUUAACAUAUAUAAAGAAACUGAUGGGCAUUCCAAUCUGCUGCUCAAAGAUGAUCUAUUUUCUACAUAUUGUACAGUAAGAUAGAUCUAGUAAACCCUUUAACUCCCAUUAGUGACCAAGGCAGAAUUUCUCCUUACAAUAUCUAUACAAUAUCAAGCAGAUAAGUGAUGAGAAUAAAUAAAAAUAUUAAUUAGGGGAUUAUUAGUUGAUCCAAUACCAAAUUCUCAAAAGCAACAUUAGAAGAACUAUAUGGCAGACAGUAAGGAGAAUUACUCAUGAGAUCUUGGGAGUUAAAGGGUUAAAUAAUAUUGUACAGCUCAAGUUUAGCCACAAAUGGUUAAAUAAAUCAGCAUCUUAACCCUUUACAGCCUAACAUCAGUAUGCACACUCUCUGUACUGUUAUCUAUACAUUAAUUUUCUUAAGGUGCUGACAAAGAGAAUUUGUUUAACAGUCAAGAGCUUCUUUACUUGGUGAUCAUUUACUUAAUUCUCAUGAUCUUAAAUGAAUGAUUCAGAAGUAUUUUUCUCAGGAGAAACUAGAUGCUGGUCACUCUUAGGGUUUAAAGGAUUGAUACAAAAUUGUUGUAAUCUAUGUCUCACUUGACUGUUCUUUACAGGGCGUUUUGUGACAAAUUCAACAAAGUCCGUGCAGAUCAUCUGUUUUCUCUUCUAUUUGACAAAGCCCUCACCAGGCCCCCAGGAGCUAAUGAAAAGGAUUGUGUAAAUCGACUUACAGACCUUUUGCCAGGUGUUCAGUGGCUCAACCUACCCCUGGCCACAGAGGUGAGGAGACUUUUUUUAGCUAUAAUGUAUCAUGGUUUAUUAAAUAUUAAGUAUUUUUCAUUACCAAAAAGCAAGAAAAAAGAUGUAAGCUACACUGAUAAAAGUAGAAUUAUGUUCUUCAAGGAAGGACAAAACUUUCCUACCCUGGAUCUACUGCUUUUCUGCAGUACUGGUAUACAUUCCUGAUUUACAUUCCGUGUUUCAGGCAAACCCAAUCCACAGACUAUGAACCUUGAUUAUAUUACGCAUUUAUAAAUAAAAGAAAUGGUGUAUUCCUUGAAGCAAAGACAUAGUGUUUUAUGGAUUUUUCAUGCCACACAUCAUGUGAAAGAGACCAAAAACAAUGACAAAUGUAAUAUUUCCUUGAAUAAGUGCCCACACUCUAAUAAGCACCCUCUCGUGAAAAAAUAGUGCCCACCCCCAAGGCUACAAAGUCAAACAAGCAUCCCGCAAAGAAGAGUCCUCCCUUCCUCCCUAUACUUGGAAAACCUGUUUCUACUGCCACCUUAUUUAUAACUCCUUUAAGAGCUUCAACUACAGCAAAGUCAGUACAGGUGUCCCCCUUGAUUUAGUGCCCUCCUUUUAGCUGAAAUUUUCAGUGCUCUGACGCUUCUUGAGGAAGUAUACUAAGUUGAGUUAAUAUGAAUUAGAUCUACCUGUAGAAACUUGGCCACCCCUAGUUAAAAGACUGAGACAACCCAGUCUGACUGGAGUUUUUUUCCCCUUGUUUUAAUUCAGUUAUUUCCUCACAGGUUCAUGUACACUGCUGUCUAAAUGACUUAGAGGCUGCAGAUUAUGGAGAAUUUGUAAGUCUUGACCUGAUAGUAUUGUGUGUAGUAAGCAGUAUACAAAGAUAACACAAUAACAAUUUCUUUAAUUUGCCAUGAUGAAAAAUAUAAAUGACAUGAAGUCUUUGUGAAUGCCAUACAUAUAGUUCUGAUGAUUGCUGCUUUGCACACAACUUAGAUAGUCUUUGUGAAUGUCAUACUUACAGUUCUUAUGACUGCAGCUUUGCACACAACUGCAUAUAUCAGGUUGCAUUUGGGAUUAUCACUUUAUGAUGAGUAACGGUUUGACAUGAAGUUCUCAUGGUUGCUGUUCUUUUUUGUUGUUGUUGUUUUUUUUUGUUUGGUUUUUUUUUGUUUAUUGUUUUGUUUUCCUUUUUAGGCAGAUGAGUUUUUUCAGAUUAGAAGAUUAUAUACAAUUUUAGGCUCCAGUAUAUUUUAUAAGGUAUGGCUUCAGAGAAUGUGUUAAUAGAACGUCUCUCUAUAAUGUUAGGGAAGACGUUCAUCUUUGGCAAGUCCAUUUAUACAAACACUGACCCACCACAUCUAGUGAAAUGUGAUGUUAUGUUACUUCUAAAGUCACACGCUAUUGACAUCAUGUCAUAUCACAUGGUACACCACAUGUCACAGAACAUCGUUUAACCUCAUGUUAUAAUGGUACAUUUAAUGUCGUGUUACAUCAAGUCAUGUGACAUAUGAUAUUGCGUGAAAUCGUGUCGUGUUACAUGUUACUUUCUCUACACCAAUUUAAGGUGUCAUGACUUUAAUUUCCUGAUAAAAUGUUCUUUUUUCCUUAGGGAUAUUUAGUAGCCAAUCAUUUAAAAAGAGAAGAUUUAGAAGAUAUUGUAUUAUACUGUAAAUAUCAUUGUUUACUGGCCAUGAGUGCAGAACAGAGAGUUGGUCAAUUAGUUAUCUGGCGAGAGGUAUGUUAAUAUUCAAACGUGUCUCAACUGCUUCAGUUUAAUCUUUUUAACCUUACCCAUGUUCACAUAUCACGAGAGAGGCGUUUCAAACCCCCCUCCACAACAGGAAUGAUUAAAGAAUAAUGGUUGAUGACAAAAGAAAGAAUUCCAAGAAAAUGUUGGCAAACAAACCCCUUUCAUGUAGACUGAACUGAAGUUAACCCUUUAGUUCGUGACUUACAGUAUUACCCUUAAAUUGAAAACAAAAAGGUCAAGACGGUAAUAAAAGAAGUGAUUACCAAUUCAAGUACACCGUAACACCUGAUUUUCAAAAAAAUUCUCCUUUUCCGUACCAUAGGAAAUGUAUAGGGAACAGUAGGGAGAAUAUGGAAACAUCAUUAAUGUGGCGGUGUGAAGGGUUAAUACUACUAGUCAUUUUUCCCUAUAUCAGACAAGCUUGCAAACCGUCAACAUAGGGAACUAAUAUACUCAUUUGACAAUUGAACAUGUUGAUGUUUUAGAAGCUAUUACCUGGAUAGUUUCAUUACAAGCCGCUAAAACAUACCAUGCAGUUCCUAUGGUGGUAUUUCUUUUGUUUACAAGAAUAAGAGCAACCCAGUUUCAAGGGCUAAAUGUAAACGUCUCUUACUGCUCGUUAUCUCAAACAUAAGUCUGCGUCAAGAGAUCAUGAUGGAACCAAUUGUUAACGAUAACGAGCUGGCUACGCAUUUAAUCAGAAUGGGAGGUAGACUUUAAAACGCACCAUCCGUGUCUCACACUAUUUACGUAUAUAUGUGUUGUUUGAAGGUUUUUCCGACGCGAAGACAAAGACCGAGACCUGAAACCAGAAAGGGAGAUGAAGAAGAAUAUUAUGAACCAACUGCAAGAUAUUUUUUACUCAUCGUAGGCAUGGUAAGAAAAAAAACAAGCGCAGACAUAAACUGAUGUGUAUUACCAGUAGAACCUACAUAAUCAACCCUUUAACUCCUAAGAUUUAAUGGUUAAUUUUCCCCUCCUGCUACUACAUAUUUCCUUUCAAAUUAGUUACAAGAAGUUGGUGUCAGAUCAAGACAACAACUUCUGUUUGAUAUGUUUGAGUAUUCUCACUACCUAUUUGCUGGAUAAUGUAUGGAUAUUGCAGGGAGAAGUUAGAUGUUAAUCACUUCUGGGAGUUAAAGGGUUCACUUAAUAAAGCCAAACUAGUUGGCAUUUAUAAUGAUUUUAGAUAUAUGAAAUUCAUAUAUUUUCACUGCGGUGAAGACACGAAUUUAAGAGAUCCUCGCAGCUAAGAACACCACUGAACUAGUAGUAAAAAAUAAGACCUGGAAAAAAUUCAGGCCCAAACGGGAUUUGAACCCAUGACCUGUGCGAUACUUGUGCAGCGCUAGUUGGUAUUUUGGGGGGAUUUUUGAGCGGUGAAAGCCACUAGAGGGGAGAUUUCCGCCAAAACGCGCGGCAAGGCUGCAAGAAGAAUGGGGAGGAGAACUUCUCCUUUGAUAGUUGGCCAAGGUAAGAGGAAGUGUAAGUACACUGCUUUACUUGCAGUAUCAGCCCUGAUUCAAAAAUGAAAGUCACGAGAAUAAAGUAAAUGAUCACCAGCUAAAGAAGGUCUUAAUUUUUUACACAAAUUCUCCUUUUCAUCAUCCUAUUAAAUGUAUAGUGAACAGUAUGGAGAUUAUGCAUAUUGAUUUUAGGGUGUAAAGGGUUCAGGAGAAUAGCAACAUCUACAUUUUGAACCGUGUCUCUCCACGAAAAAUAUUUCAUUAUUCUGUUUUCUUUCUUUAGAAACACUGGCUUAUGUGUGUUCUGCUUGAGGCGGGUGGCAUCUCAAGACGGUAGGAGCUCAUGUGAAAAUUAGUUCUCAAUUUAACUCUUGUUGCCAUUAUUAACUUCAAGCGCCUUCAAUCCACUUGAGUGGUGGGAGAAGAAACCUGGGUGAAAUUAAUGUAACUAAAUAAUCCAUGAUCUUGUUAGCAUAAUUGUUUUCAGUUAAGUUCACGCCAUUGUUUUCUCCCACGCACUCUUAAUUGCUUCUGCUCAAGAAUUGACGCAUAAAUUAAACGAGAUUGUAUACCUCUUUUACGGCUGCAGAUUCUUAAACCCUCAUAUUCUAAUAGAGAAUAGUUCAGUUUGCCAAUGUUAAAUUUCACGGUAAUCAAUCAAAACAAAUGAAGAAAUAAAUGAAGAAAUAAAUGAAUGAGUGGACCGUCAGACGGAUAGUUUAUUGAACAGAUUAUAUGAGGCAGUUUGGCGUCUACAUGCGUCAUAUAAUCUUUUUUUUUUUAACUGUGGUUUCUUUUACAGAGCGGAGGGCCAUCCUCCCCCAGACACCUACUAUGUAGAUCAAGUGAAAAACGCGCUACAUCAGAUAGAAGCCCUGGACAUUCCCUCCGUUUGUGAAUCAAGGUGAGGACAUGAUGAGGACAUUGCUUCAAGAGUAGCUAACAAAUUUAUACAGCUGGCUUAGAAGGAUGAAAGUGAAGCGAACCGUAUUUUUAUGUGGUUGUAACUGAAGCAAGUGGAACAAAAUUCGAGCACAUAACAAGAGGAUUAUUGCAAAUGGCUCUGUUUUGAAUGGUGCAUAGUAUCAAUCUGUGAGAACGCAGCCGAAGAGGUUUUACAUUGCAAUUAGGGAGGGGAGAGAACACGGCCAAGGAAGGUCCGAGCUUCGACUUAGUUGUGUGAGAAUUGUGAAAUGGUUAAAUUUCCGUAUUUUGUUUAUAGAGUUUUGCUCAAAACAUGUCAUUGGCGCGUGUUUUUUCACAGGUUGAGAAGCGUAAGCAAUCCUCCUCUAGCUUCGGCAGAUAUGCUGCUGAAUAACCCGCCCUGUUCAUUGAAAACCUCAUCAACUGCAGGUGGCUCAGACACACCCACUGCUCAGAAGAAGCACAACAAUGUGGAUAACUUACGGCUUCAAGGUACUAUCGCAUAACAGAUGACAGAGAUUUGAGGCCUAGUAGGACCCAACCUCUUUUUCAGGCUUCUCUUAUUCCAGUCCCUCCGAGGUGAUUAGGUACCUUGAGAACGUUAGCGAACGGUAAUAAGGCCAUGUGGAAGUAUAUUUGUAAAAAGUAGAUAUUUAAACCAAAUUAGCUGCAUACUCGAAAGAAAAGAGAUACAAAUGAUGGCGCUUUCUUCUAUUAUUCCUUUUUAAGAAUUUAAAAGUCAGGACAGACCGAAAAGGAAGAAUAGCGUCGCAUAGCUUCGGGCGCUUUAUCAAGUGUCACUUUCUCGUCUAUAAUCGUCAAUAUUUAAUGAAUACUUUCGAAUUUGCUUUACAGAUGAAGUCGAGUCCUCCGACAGUGGUAGCGUUCCCUCGACACUCCGACGGAAAGGUUCGGACAGCUCCGGAAGCUUGGGUAGCUUAGGGACUAGAGGCAAACUAAGAUCAUUCCGGUCCCAGUUCUCUCUUAAUUCUGCGGGAACGUUUAGGAAGAGCUUACCAGAAAAUAUACCUGAUUUGUCGCAGAUAGUAACAGCCAAGUAAGUGUUGAUAAAAAAGGAUGUGAACUGAGACGCUCUUGGAGCAAUAAACGUACUUUCGAUUUAGGACUGAAAAGCUUAGUACAACAACACGCAUUUACACUCCUUUGAGAUGGCAGGUUACUUCAGUGAGGUAAUUUCCCAGUGUCUAUAACGUGACCGUGAAUCUACCAGUGUCAAGAAUACCCUUAAUCAGCGAGACACUUCAUAUGAGAUCUGUACAUGUCCAUUUAUAUGUGAACUCUCCAAGCAGAAACUCAAUUUUGCUGUACAGUUACAAACUAUAGUGACGAAGUCUCUAUCCAAAUAUAAGAGUUAUUUUCAAUUGUUGAGAGGAUCUUUAAUGAGGGCCUUCAGUUUUGAGACACGUCACACUUUUGUCAUCCAAAGCAGAGCUGAGUUUUAUCUAUUCAAGCGUGUGAUUGUACUUCAACAUUGUUCGAAGGAAAUUGAACUUAAUUACCGAAAGGCAAAAGGGUUGCAAGUCUCUUCUCUCACUGAACGUCACGAGUUAAGUUCAUCUUUGUCAACUUAUCAUAAUCUACUCCGUUCUAAGGGGAAAAAUUGACGCUUUGCGCCGAAAAUUUUUACUUGUUUCCAGAAUUAAAAGCAGGUGCAGAAUUAAUUUAAGUUCCUAAUCUCUUUAGUGGAAAUCUUUUCGUUGAGAAUCAUACCUGUAUUUCCUCGUCCAUUUGCACGUUUUCCGUUAUCUUCGAGAAUGGAAAAAAUUUGUUAUUUUAAUAAUAGUAGAUCUUUCAUUGACGUCCGCUCCCCCUGAAAAACUCAAGAUCCCUCAGAAAUACUAAUGUUCAAAUGUUACUCGAUGUUUUUAAUUAUUUGUAUUAAUAAUGGUAAUAGGAUUGAGUGGAGUCCAAUCAGUCUUUAAUCAUACAAGUGAUUACGAAAUCGGAUAGUCGCGAAGCGGGAGUCCGAUUUGUCAACUGAUCUUGGUAUAUCAGAUUUGUCAUUUGUUCUAUCCGAUUUGUCAAUCUUUUUCUAUCAGAUUAACCGGUGGCACAGAGAACACGCUGUUUCAUUACGUCAGCUGGGAUUCAUUCCAAGGUAUUGUGGUGUGUCCAAGCGAUGGAGACACGCCCUCCCCCAGUGGAGCAGUACACGCUGAGGUGGUGAACUCAUUUCACAAAACAUGUCUGUCCAUACGUAGGUUGUUUUCGCCUUACUACAAACAGGUGAGUUGAACAUCACCUUCCUGAUUAAAGUUCUAACAGUGUAAUAAACCUCAACGACCAGUGUUCCCUUCCCCAGUGAUAAUCAAAUGUAAGGAACAGGACCCCGAUGUAAUGUUGCAUGAACACCUGUUCCCAGUGCCUAGGUACUUGAAUUUGUCUGAGUGUCUCACACUCAGAAUUAUAGCAAUUUCAUAAUUAACCCUUUAAUUGAUAGAGUCACAGAAGUGAUAGGCUUAGAGCUUUUCCUUUUAAUACCUUAUAUUCUUAUAAAUGGGUCAAAGAUCUUAAAAAAUUCUCAUUAGUUUAUUCGUCCAGAGAUAACGGAAUUAAGAUAUGUUUAUUUGUUUUAUUUACAGCGCUUAAAACAGGAUGGCAGCCGUUCUCGAUUCAUGUCUUCUGGAAUGCAGAGAGUGGUUGAACAUGGUGCACUCUUUCACAGGAUUCCAGAGAGUUCCACAGAUCAGAAGAAAGUUUCUUCUGUCCUAAAGUACUGGGUGAUAGGGUACGUUCACAAACCUGACAAAUACGAGAACUGAUUAGGUUCUGUAAACAGAUACGUCCUGGUAAAACCAUUGACAUUUCAACACGUAUUGCUUUCAUUGACAUUUCAGCACGCCUUGUUUUAAAGUAUAGACAUCAUAUUUAGCUGUAAACUUUAGUAAAGUCAGUAAAGUCGCAUUCGGUUCGUCAUGCCUGCAAGUCCUCAAGUCUUCUUAGUUUUUGUGUAAUUACCUGAUCUGCUAACUAGCUUAUCAAUAUUGAUUAAUGGAUCAAUUGAUUGAAUGACUUAUUUGAGAAAAAAAAAUAGGCCUCUUGUGCUAUAUUCGUAUCUUCUUUUGAUAGUUUUUUUUGGCAGUUAAAUAAUGAGAACAACUCUCUGCUCUUUAGGCGCCUUUUUCCAGGGGAUCAUCCCAAGGAGUUGUAUGUGUGCUACCAUCAGUCUGUACCCCAAAGUGCCGUGGAGCUGGCCUUCAAAUUGGGCUUCGGUGUAUGACCUUACGAUGUGCCUUAGAUUUCGUGCCAAAUGGAAAAAUCAUGCUUCGUAAGUGUGACGCUGUUCAGUGAUUUUCCUGGUUAAGAAUGGCGGAACCAAGCCAGGAUCAAAAGGAAGCUGUUUGAAGAAUAAAAGGCUGGAAGACAAGGGAAGAAAGUGGAUUGCUGGCGAAUCGCUGAAAGAAACAAAAAAUCUUAAAUUGAUGUUAAAUGUUACGUUUUUUUGAUGAGAAACUGUUUAUAUUAAUCGCUCGAAAAGUCAUAGCAAUGUUGUGGCUUUUUGUUGUUUAUUGCUUUGUUUUCGGUGUUUUUCUGUCUCGCAGGUUGCGUAUAGCACUCGUUAAUGUUUCAAAAUGCGUAGUUGAGGCAUCUUGAUACAAAGGAAAUCUUUGGCCAGGAAUACGUCCCUCGAGAAAGAUCAAUCGGUUUGAAAAUGUAGACAAAACCAAAUUACGACUUCCAAAUUAUUGCCCUGAACUGGAUAUUCAAAAUUUUGUUUGUUUGUUUGUGAUUAUUUUGCGCUGAAUAAUACUUAUCCUUACAUAUCAAAAGGAUUGCCAGGAGGGCAACAAAGUGUGAGCCUACGCAGUAUAAUGCCGCAUGUAACUUCUGACCUCGUUGGUAAGAGAGGCUUAAGGGCCUGGAAACGAGAAAAGUUUGAACAGAUGCUGGACGAGUGUUCUAAAGAUUAGUAGGAAUAUUUGACGGAAAAGGAAACAGUGAAACACAAUAUGUACCUAACAAAGUUAUUAUUCUUAUAGAAAUUAUAAAACCAAAACAAGUACAUUAUUUAAUAAAAUUUUUUUACUGGUUGAAAAUGCGAAGAGCUCUUAGCCAGGUGCCUGCCGGAAAUGUUUUUCUGCGGGAAAACAUGGGGUCGCCGUGACGUGACUCAAAGAGGACGAAAGAAAUAGAUGCUGGCCGUGUGUAGUAUGCAGAUUUUUUUUCCUCAAACGUCAACCGUUUUUGGGUUAAGACUGUCGUCUUAAGAAAAUGAAGGAAAACGUGCACAAGCUUCCGGUCUGAGUUUGUUACGUAUUGAACAAGCACGGUAUGGAUUCUAGGAAUUAAAAGUCUCAAAGAUUAGCUUGGAGUAGUCUCCCUAAACUGCAAGAGGAAAAGUUAUCUUUCAGUUAAACUUCUCUAGAAAGUAGUAUUAAGUGUCAGAAAAUAUCGAAAACUGGUAUUGACUCUUGAGAAAGGAGUUUGCAUGUUGGAUCGUGUGACGCUUUGUGAUGAGAUUUAUAUAUCUGUAAUAAAGUUCGGAUAUAACGCGCGCUGUAAUUGAUUGAAAGAGCGUGCUCUAUCAGAGUAUAGAAAAUAGAGCAAGAGCUGAGCUACAGCUGUCACACCAUCUGUCUAAUUUUACUAUGUCCAACCAUUUCUCUGACUCUUCUCUAGCUUUUUUUCGUUAAUUGAAGGUGAAAUUUUGGAACAAGUGAGUCGGCAAAUUGCGACAGAAGAACCAAACAAAGUUUUGUAAACAUGCCAAGCGCCGUAAUAUUGUACGCUAAUAACACGUGAGCAAAAACGAAAAUCCUUAAAGAGAAAACGAAAUGGACAGUCCGGGGUUUGAAGAUUUUCACGCUUACUGUAGAGUGACAGCUUACGCAUGGUAUUAAAAAUCAAACACAGCUAACACUCACAUAGUAUAUACAGUUUCUUGUUCAAAAACAAAACAGAACAAAACAGGAAUCAUUAAAAAUACAUACUGGCUUAACUGUUAAAAUCCAUACUAAUCAUGAUGACCUCAGAGCCGCAAGGAUUGGGCUGAGGUCCAUCGCAGCUGGCUCAUCAUGGCGAUCUCCGGUCAUCACAUUGAAGCAAGCCCAAGAAAUUAUAUCCGCUGCCUUUCGAGUGAACAAAUAAAGGCUUGCUCUGAUAUCCUAUCCGAUACCUUGAGCGGAGAUCAUAUUAGUCACAGAAGCCGAAUUUACGGCGCUGUCAUUCCGAGCUAUCUUUAUGUUCCUGUAAAACACACGCCUUGAGCAAUCUUUUUUUCUAAUCGUAAUGUGAAAAAGCUCGUGUUUUUAUGAGCUUCGAUUCGGUCGGAUUUCA
This is a messenger RNA of Pocillopora meandrina, 14570 nucleotides long. Lineage: Eukaryota; Metazoa; Cnidaria; Anthozoa; Scleractinia; Pocilloporidae. The record is from the annotation of a GenBank genome assembly.